AUGCGCUUCCCAGCCUUUUCUUCUCCCCCAUCCAUCUCUUCUCUCCCUCUCUCUCUCUUCCUUCCUCUCUCCGAGACAUUCAUUCUUGCUACAUUCAUCGGUUACUCGAUAGAUAUCUUGCAAAUCUCAACAAUGUCUUCCACUGACGUGACCAACAACCUCUCCGUCGCGACCCUCAACGACAGCCAGCAUGCUUCGGCUGGAUCUUCCAAAGCCGGAGGGCGAAAGCCCAAUGGUGGAGGAGGUCGCCGCCCUGGAAAGGGUGGUCCUGGAAAAGGCGGCCCUGGCAAUGACUCCAAGGUCAAGAAGCACCGGAAAUGGUGCAAUAUCUGUCGCCGCCAAGGGCAUGACACCCUUGAGUGCUGGCACUUACCUGGAACGCGGCGUCGACUAGGACUCGAGCUCCUGGACAGCCUUGUAACAAUUGCUUUCAAGACAUCCCAAGGAAAUCUUGCGCUGGCUUCUCAAGGUAUUCUUGACCAUCCUCCUCCUCCCGCCCAACAUGGGGGCCCUGCCUACCAGGCUCGCGACCCCCGGCCUGCCCAGCAGGACCAGAACCCAUCUCCCCGGCCUCCCAAUUCCCGAGCUCGUCGUGACGAGAGAAGGCGGCUAAACUUCGAGCAACGACUUUUGGAGCGUCAGCCCCAAGAGCCCCAGCUCGGGUCGCAGCAACAACUGCAACCACAGCAGCCACAGCAGGAGCUGGAAUCCCAGCGCCAGCAACCACAGCAGCAACAGCAGGAGCUGGAGUCCCAGCGCCAGCUAGAGCCGCAGACCAUGGAAUUGGAGAUAUCACCUCCUAGUGAGGGCCAAUGGUCUGAUGAAGUGGAACUCAGAGAGCAGCGGAAAGCCAAUGCCUCCCAGUUUUAA
Messenger RNA from Talaromyces proteolyticus, 870 nucleotides. RefSeq lists its product as uncharacterized. The transcript is spliced from 3 exons. The record is from RefSeq and is a predicted model, not a curated record. NCBI's taxonomy places the organism in Eukaryota, Fungi, Ascomycota, Eurotiomycetes, Eurotiales, Trichocomaceae. Bases 1 to 870 code for a protein of 289 amino acids.